Molecule: messenger RNA, 2029 nt
Organism: Diachasma alloeum
Lineage: Eukaryota; Metazoa; Arthropoda; Insecta; Hymenoptera; Braconidae
Exons: 5
Coding region: 14-598 (194 amino acids)
Source: RefSeq, a predicted model, not a curated record
AUUGCGUCAACAGAUGAAGUGCAAUUCAUCCGAUGAAGAGGAUUCCGAUAACGAAAGCUCAGAUGAAGAGGCACAAAGUCUGAGAAGUCGAAACGGUCAUAAUCAGAGUAAUGGUUUUGAAUGGUUCUAUGGAAUGAGACCUCCUACUCGAGAAGUCAUUGCCUACUUGAAAGCGAUGGUCCAGCAUCUGGAGAUGAUGAGAGAAGCAGAAGAAAAUGAAGCCAUGGAACGAAUAGAAAAGUUUUAUGACGAGGCACGCACAUGCAGCAUGAGUAAGGUGGAAAUCCAUCCUGGAACCAGCGUCUUCAUCGAUAAGCAGACAAUGGCAUUGGCAAUUGAGUAUUUCGACGAUAAUCACGAUUGGAAACAAUUGACGACUAAUCUUCUGACGGGAAUCUACCAUGACACAUUGGAGUACAUGUCUGUGGAAGAAACAGAAGGCAAAAUUCGGCUGCAUUACGACAUUUUGAAGGCAGUUGAGGAAGUCAUUCGAAGUCGAGGAACUCCUGAUAACCCAAUCCAGAUUGGUGAUGAUGACUUCAUUAAACACGUGAGAAAAAUAUGUACUAGUCGCGAGAGCAACUCAUACAACCCUUGAAGAUGAUAAUGAGAAUCCGGGAAGAAGGGAAUUCCCUCUAGGUAUUUCAAAGAUUUAGGCGGUAUCAUCCGGACUCUUUCGUUUAACUUUCGAUGAUUCUGACCACAGCAGCUGUGGAUUAUUCAAAAUAAAUUCUAUGUCACAUUCAUCGGACUGGUUUCACUGAGAUCUCCCCACUAUACAAUUCUAUGCUCUCCACUGGAUUCAGGGGACCUUCAACAACCCUAUACCUCACCAGGAGCAUUACAUCUUGCCACUGCCGUCACUGCAUCACCAACAAUCUGUUUCUGCACAUUUUUAAGAAGCUUGGUAUCAUUGUUACAGGGAUAUUUUUUUACUAAUAUGUUUAAAAAGCUAUUGCCAAAUAUCAACCAAAUAAUCUUAUAAUUAAUUUCGAAAUUUUUAUCCAUUUUGAGACAAAAGGUGAGACAAAGUCAUGCGUAUUUGAAUUAAAAAUCGCAUACCCCGUUCAAAAUCAGUCCUGAAUAACUAUUCAGAAAGCAUUAAUUCAUUGCCACGGACGAGGCGUCCCCACUCCUAUGCCCUGCGUGAGACGGCGGUAGUGGGGAUGGCGGCAGCAGGGCCGUACGCUCGGCGCCUCGAAUAUUAAUAGGAGCGUAAGAAUUGAAAUUGAAUUUUUUGGAUGUGUUUGAAGGGUAGGGAGUUCCACCCGGCUCGACUGACGUUUUUUCUGUUUUUUAGUGGGAAUUUCAUCCAUUUUUACAUAUAUAACCUAUAAAUAAUUCGUGAAUGCCGUGAAUAUUUUCAUGAAAUCGCUUAGUUGAAAACUGUUAUAUAUUAAUUUACAGCUUAAUUGCAAUCAUCGAAAUUGAAAUAAUCCUCUCAUACAUGAAGAAGAAAAAAAAAUUUUGUGGUGCACUUACGGUCUCUAGCUUCGACCCUGGCGUUAUGAAAAGUGGGAGACCGGUUUACAUACUAACAUCUUUAACGCCACACUCACACCGCUCUAUGCGUCGCGCUGAUUCGCUCUACCCCCACUUGCUUCACACCGAGACGAUUCGCGCCUCUUCCGUGGUAAUGGGUUAAGCAUUCCACCUAGGAUAUUUCAGUAACUCCGAUUCUGUCUCGAUCCUUUUAUUUCAUCAUGAGAUUGAAGAAUUCGCAGGUAUUCAGACUUGACGCAAGGAUAACGUAACCCAUAAACUUGUCUUUGAAAAAAAUAUUGAAAUUCUCUAGUACAAUAUGUUAACAGGCCAAUACACCUUAGCUUCGAAUUUUUUAUCAAUUUGAGACAAGAAAUAUUGAUGCACCCUUUCAUCACGAAUUUCAAUUCUGACCCUUAUGACUAGAAGUGACUCCGGGGAAAAAUAAAACUGGGAAAUAUACGCAAAACGCCGUGUCAUUUUCCCCUGGUUUCCCCUAAUAGUCUAUAAUUUUCAGUCUAUUACUAUAUUUGUUCGAGAAUAAUUG